Cynocephalus volans (Philippine flying lemur) is the source of this 5345-nucleotide messenger RNA. RefSeq names its product TBC1 domain family member 5 (gene TBC1D5). Gene Ontology annotation, molecular function: GTPase activator activity. NCBI's taxonomy places the organism in Eukaryota, Metazoa, Chordata, Mammalia, Dermoptera, Cynocephalidae. Bases 468 to 2921 code for a protein of 817 amino acids. Gene Ontology annotation, biological process: activation of GTPase activity. The record is from RefSeq and is a predicted model, not a curated record. The transcript has 24 exons.
UUUCAGGUCGGGCCGGGCCCGGCCGGUUCCACGAGCGCCCGGCAGACUGAGGGAGAGAAAGAAAGGAGGGGAGGAGGAGGAUUCAGGGAAUAGGAGCUGGGGAGCCCUUCUACGCCACAGAAAAUUUCUGAAGACUUGGUGAAGAUAGGAAAAGGCUGUAGCAUUUCCUGUUAGAAAGGCUGUAGCACUGUUACACCGUUAAGUAUCUCUUUGAAAAAGAAGUGUAGAUGCUGUUUUUUUCAACAGCUCAGUUGAAGGAGAACUCAGCUGGUCUCGAUUUCUUGAUUCAUCUUCAAUUCCUGUUUGCCAACCGAGACUUGUAUUUGGAGAACUCUAUUGUAUUUAGCCUGAAAAAUGAUCUUUGAUCCAUAACAAGAAUAUGUAUUUUCAAGUAUCAACUAAAUUUGUGGAUCAGUAAAAUUAUCCUGAAAGGUAGUUAAUUUUGGUGACAUUGCCCAGUUUCUACAAUGUAUCAUUCCUUAUCAGAAACUAGACAUCCUCUGCAACCAGAAGAACAAGAAAUAGGCAUUGACCCUUUGUCAAGUUACUCCAGCAAGUCUGGAGGAGAUUCAAAUAAAAAUGGAAGAAGAACAAGUUCUACUUUAGACUCUGAAGGGACUUUUAAUUCCUAUAGGAAAGAAUGGGAAGAACUAUUUGUAAACAACAAUUACUUGGCAACAAUAAGGCAGAAGGGGAUUAAUGGGCAGCUGAGAAGCAGCAGGUUCCGCAGCAUUUGCUGGAAGCUCUUUCUUUGUGUUCUUCCUCAAGAUAAAAGUCAAUGGAUAAGUAGAAUUAAAGAAUCGAGAGCAUGGUAUAGCAACAUUAAAGAAAUACAUAUCACAAACCCAAGGAAGGUUGUUGGCCAGCAAGAUUUGAUGAUCAAUAAUCCCCUUUCACAGGAUGAAGGGAGUCUUUGGAAUAAAUUCUUUCAAGAUAAAGAACUUCGAUCAAUGAUUGAACAAGAUGUCAAAAGAACGUUUCCUGAAAUGCAGUUUUUCCAACAAGAAAAUGUGAGAAAAAUUCUUACAGAUGUUCUUUUCUGUUAUGCUAGAGAAAACGAGCAGUUGCUUUAUAAACAGGGCAUGCACGAGCUGUUAGCACCUAUAGUCUUUAUCCUUCACUGUGACCACCAAGCUUUUCUACAUGCCAGUGAGUCUGCACAACCCAGUGAGGAAAUGAAAACUCUCCUGAACCCCGAGUAUCUGGAACACGAUGCCUAUGCAAUGUUCUCACAACUUAUGGAAACUGCUGAACCUUGGUUUUCUACUUUUGAGCAUGACGGUCAAAAGGGGAAAGAAACACUGAUGACCCCCAUUCCCUUUGCUAGACCACAGGAUUUAGGGCCAACAAUUGCUAUUGUUACUAAAGUCAACCAGAUCCAAGAUCAUCUACUGAAGAAGCAUGAUAUUGAACUUUACAUGCACUUGAACAGAUUAGAAAUUGCACCACAAAUAUAUGGAUUACGGUGGGUGCGGCUUUUGUUUGGACGAGAGUUCCCUCUGCAGGAUCUUCUGGUGGUCUGGGAUGCCUUGUUUGCAGACGGCCUCAGCCUGAGUUUAGUUGAUUAUAUCUUCAUAGCCAUGUUACUCUACAUCCGAGAUGCAUUGAUCUCUAGUAACUACCAGACCUGUCUCGGCCUUCUGAUGCAUUACCCACUCAUCGGAGAUGUACACUCACUGAUUCUUAAGGCUCUGUUCCUUAGAGACCCAAAGAGAAAUCCAAGACCAGUAACUUAUCAAUUCCAUCCAAAUUUAGAUUAUUACAAAGCACGGGGAGCAGACCUGAUGAAUAAAACUCGGAACAAUGCCAAAGGUGCUCCCCUGAAUAUAAAUAAGGUCUCUAAUAGCCUGAUUAAUUUUGGAAGAAAGUUGAUUUCCCCAGCAGUGGCCCCAGGAGGUGCGGGUGGCCCUGUACCAGGGGGCAACAGCAGUAGCUCCUCCUCUGCUGUAAUUCCCACCAGGACCUCAGCAGAGGCCCAGAGGCAUCAUUUGCAACAACAGCAGCAGCAGCAGCAACAGCAGCAGCGGAUGAUGAAAUCAGAAAGCAUGCCAGUGCAAUUGAACAAAGGCGAUAUAGUUACAGGAAGCGAUGCUCAGGUUUCUGUUCCUGUCCAGACUCUAAUUGACCUCCAAGGGCAAAGUUCUAAAAACAUCAGUUCAUCUCCAAGUGCUGAGAGUUUGCCUGGGGGAAGAGAAUUCACUGGCUCCCCACCUUCAUCUGCUACUAAAAAAGAUUCCUUUUUUACCAACAUCUCUCGUUCUCGCUCACACAGCAAAACCAUGGGCAGAAAAGAAUCUGAAGAAGAACUGGAAGCCCAAAUUUCCUUCCUUCAAGGACAAUUGAAUGACCUGGAUGCCAUGUGUAAAUACUGUGCAAAGGUGAUGGACACUCAUCUUGUAAAUAUUCAAGAUGUGAUAUUACAAGAAAAUUUGGAAAAAGAAGAUCAAAUUCUGGUUUCCCUGGCAGGAUUAAAACAGAUCAAAGACAUUCUAAAAGGUUCCCUGCGUUUUAACCAGAGCCAGCUGGAGGCUGAGGAGAAUGAGCAGAUCACCAUUGCAGAUGACCACUACUGUUCCAGCGGCCAAGGCCAGGGUCAGCACGACCAAGUGCCCAGGGCCACCAAGCAGGCCUCUUCAGAAGCACCGGGCCAUGCAGAUAGAGGGAGUUCAGACGACUUCAUCCUGAUUUCCAAAGAAGAUGAGGGAGGCAGUGUCAGGGGGCCCUUCCCCAGCCAGGCCCAGCCUCUUCGCACCUUCAGAAGCACAUCUGGGAAAGGCCAGGCCCCAGCCUGCUCCCCCCUCGUUUUCUCAGACCCCUUGAUGGGCCCUGCCUCGGCAUCCUCCAGCAACCCCAGCUCCAGCCCCGAUGACGACAGCAGCAAGGACUCUGGCUUCACCAUCGUGAGCCCUCUGGACAUCUGACCACCGUGCCCCAGUCCUGCCUGAUGGGGACCCAGCCACCCCUACCAGUGGAAGCCUCUGAAACCAACGCUUCUUUCCCAGCAUGCAUUUGGCAUUGGUAUAGUCCUUUGGGGCCCUGACCAACCCUCACUUCACCCUGGUUCUGAGUUAGAGAUGGGUUAAGUACCCAGUGUCACACUUGCUGUGAGAAAAGACCAACCACAAUUAGAAUCGCUUUUCCUCUGUCCCCUCCUCCCCAACUAAGGUGUGGUAACUGCAUCAAUUAUGUUUAGGAGAAGGAGGAAGAGUUGGUUUCAAAUAUUGCCUCCCUCAAAGCAUCAGGCACAGGAAAAUUGUUUGAUAUCAAGAAAACUUCCUCUGUGGAAAUUUGUGCCUCCAGCUACUUCAUUCCUACCGUGGGAAGCCAAACAGCAGAGCCAAAUGCAACAGAAUGAGCUAGAACCAGUAGAUUCCAGGAAUGCAAAAAAACCCAUUACUAACCUCUCAGAGUUACAGUGAUCUUAAUGACAGGGUCUAAACUGAGGAAUCAUAUCUAGAUAUGAUGUGGUGUGGUGUUAGAUUUUUUUGAUUUGUUAAAGAAUACAUUUUCAAUGCUCAGGCCGGAUCGACUUUAGCCAUUACUGUCUCUCUUUAAACAACUGUAUUUCACCUUUUAGAAUCUUUCACAGCCAAAAAGCAAGGUCACUUUAAGCCAGUCUUUGCUGCACUGAUUUCAAAAGUCAUAAGAAUAUUACUAUCCUUCAAAUGGAAAAUGUGACUCUGACUUUAUGGGAUAAACAUCUUUAAGACUGUGGAUUUUCUGGUAAAGUGUCUUUAGUUUCAGGGCUAUAUUUACCUGUCAGCUGAGGAGUAAAGGAAAAAACCCAAGCUCAUUCCCAUGCAGAGUUGGAAUCCUGGAGUGGCCUUAAGGUAGCAGUUAAUAGGGAAUUAGAACUGGAGUCCCUCUUAUGGGUAGCAGGGUUUCCCAGGGAACAUUCCAGAUGCCAGGAGGAUAUAGGAUUUCUACACAGCACCUUCCCUUGCUGGGAGCCCACGUGUAGGAGCAGCAGGGCCUGUGCUCAGCUGUGAGCUCUGCAUCUUGGGGGCACUGUUGCCAGGACCAGGCCUGGCAUGCUGGUGCCUUCCUGUGCUUCAGCACAGAAGAGAGACUCUCCCCCUUGUCAGUGGCAGCUUAGGAAACUGUGGCGGGCACAAGGCAUCACAUGAGCCAUUUCUCUCCUUAAAGAAGAAGAGCCCUGGGAAGGACAUCUGGCCUCCCCUUUGGCUAAGCAGGUAUUCUAGCAGGAACGGGUGGGGACAGGGGUAGACACAGGGCCCCUUCCCCUUCCUGGCUGGGCAUGGCUGGCUCUUUGGGCCUCUGCUCAGAGGAUGAUGAGGCCUCUGGGCAGUGGAAGCCUUCACAGGAACAAAUGAAAAGCUAAGUGAAGGAACAGACACUGUUAACGGCCCUCCCACUGCUGACUGUAUGUUUCUCUAUAGACAAAUGUGAUAAUGACAUAAUUUCCCACUCACUUGCCACGAAAAUGGCGACUCACUAGUCAGCUGCCGCAGAGAGUGUUCUGAUGAGCUCUGCAGCAGGGAAAUCUCUUAGCACAUCAGCGUGUGAGGUGAAUGCCGCCUCUGGUUUUGCCAGAUGACAGGACUGUGUGGCCUUGGACAACUGCACAUCUGCUCGGCAGAUGCGCUAAUCAGCUCUCUGUCUGCUGACUCUGAUGGCCCUCUCAGCACCUUUGAGUAAUUUGCUGCCAAAUACGUGUCCCCAUGAUGAUGGUUUGUAAGAUCCAGGGUCCCUAUACAGUGAGUGGCCUUGCAACUCUGCCAGGGUUGCCGCUGAUUACUUUCUCACAAAGAACUUGGUUUAGGGAGGGGUUGGUACUUCCAGUUCUAAGGUAAGAUAUGUGAAUCUAUCCGCACCAGGGCUCUACAGUCUAGAGAGGACAGAGACUGGAAAGAACCACAGACCUGGCCAUCCCCUGGCAGUAGGCUACCGUUGUCUUUUCACCUCUAGCAUUUUCUUUGCCUUGAGAACUACAGUCAUAAUAGCUGAGUGUCACUGGCCACACAACAGCCACGGGGCACCCACCAUGCCAAUAAGGCCCUAAGCUGUUUUCCUGCCGUUGGCUAGGUGUUUAAUGGUCCCUGAAAACUCCCAGCCCUGCCUGCACACCCAGGGGUCCUCUCCAUCCUGUGCUUCUGUGUUGGUGCCACAUGAGAACCAAUGGGUCCAUUCAGAGGUAUUGCUUCUGUGGCCCCUCAACAAGCUCCCACCCUCCUCGGAGGAAGAAACACACGAGGGGUGUGGGGCACGGGUAAUACCAGCCUCAAAUUCCCAUAGGUUCACAGAGAAAAUUGUAUUAUUGUCUUCUCUUUUCUAAGUGACUUUUUUUUAUUCUGUUCUGACUUUUUUUACAUACUGUUAAAGAA